Molecule: messenger RNA, 3344 nt
Organism: Physcomitrium patens
Lineage: Eukaryota; Viridiplantae; Streptophyta; Bryopsida; Funariales; Funariaceae
Biological process (GO): oxidative RNA demethylation
Cellular component (GO): cytoplasm
Molecular function (GO): broad specificity oxidative DNA demethylase activity; ferrous iron binding; oxidative RNA demethylase activity
Source: RefSeq, a predicted model, not a curated record
UAAGCAGGAUAAAAUAGCGAUGAAGCUCAUAAUUUUCUGAUUUAUUUCAAGCUCAAGCGUAAGAGAUACUUGAUUUGUACUUUUGAUCUGUUGCAUAUUGGAAAUUUCGACUAUGAUGCAUGCAGAAGAGAGUGGUAUCUCAAUCAGAAGAGAGUGAUACUUAUAUGAAGAAUUAGUUGGGUAGGUAGAGGUUAUUUCAUGUUACCAAGUCUCUGUUUUAGUGAUUGAGUUGCGGUGAAUGAAGCUAAGCGGAGUGGAUUCACACCGUGUACAAGUUUUGUGUUUCGGGAUGACGUAGGGAGAGGGAGUUCACACGAGGAAAGAAAUCGGACUUUUCGCUAUAAGCAACCCCCUCCUCCUUCAGUCAUCAAAGGUUGUUCAUUUUAACGACAUCGUGAACGGUUUCUUCUUUUCACCGAUAAUUGUCUCACUCAUCGUAUCUGGGUUCCUAGAAAACACUAUCACCAGGCAUGUAUCCAAGAAAGAAAGGGAUAUGCCGUAGAUGCGGAAGUUUCGAGUCUUCAACUAUGAUCCACAUAGUCAAGACACAUUGCUUACAAACAAUCGGGAGGUGUCUUACAUGUAAGACUUGGGUUCGAGUUCUAGAAGACAUUCAGGAAGAGAACUCUUUGAACUGGAAGUAGCUGAAUUUGAUCCGAAAGGCGAUCACAUGCUGUGUCAUUGAUGCCACAAGUCAAGAAUGAGUACAAACGACAUUGCAUACAAAAGAUUUGGAGCUACUACUAGGGUGGCAACCACGGUGAGACGGUGGCAACCUCGGUGGCAAAUUUCCUAUUGCCAACGCCACUUUUAAGGCCAAUACAAUCAUUUUGUUUCCAGUGAUCGUAAGAUUAUUUGUACAAUCACUGGAAACAAAAUUAGUUUUGUAAACACGAGAGUGGUGUGUAAACACGAGAAGUGAAGCCCGUAAAGAUUUUGCUACGGGACAUGGAAUUGAUGCAGCGCCUGGUUAGGAAACGGAAGAGUUUGAGGAUGGGUGGCGUACAUAUAGUCACUUCGGUGGUGUAAAUAUAAUUGUUGGAUUAUUUAUCAACACGCCUGAUUGCCGAGAGUAGUGCUGCGAGAUCACUAGUUGUGGAGCUCGGAAUCAGCACAACGUGGAACAACAUGGAGUUUUAUGUCAGCUUCAAACAAAAGUGCUGUUGGAGGAGUGAGUGAUGAGCAUUCUCGUCGCGUUAGGGUUACUGUGUUGUCCUCUUUUGAAUUGGAAGGCCGUGUUUCCCUGUCGGCGAUCUCUGAAGUGAUUGUAAUCGUUGGUGUGGUCUAUUGUACACGCUGCUGUGGGAAUCGAUUCGGCAACACCUGCUUGCAUUUUUUGUUACUGAGAUUCGAAGAAUAGUGCACUGCAUGUGUUUUCAAGGCUACAUGAAAUGCCGCCGAAGCAAUCAUCUAUUUCUCAUUCGAGGCAAUCCGUUCUACUACCCGCGAAGAAAAAGCAGAAGAACCAAGACCGAAGCCGGUUUUGUCCGUGCCCUGUUUGCCACGUAUCGUUCCCUACUUAUUUCAUACAUGAGCAUGUCAACCUUUGUCUGGAUAGUCCUGCAACUGGCCAUAAUUUUCCGUCGUCCCCUUCCUCUAGCCUUCCGUCUUCCUCUUUACUCAAUCCGCAGAAAUUGCAUCUGAUCAGUAACGAUUCCGGUCGGAUAUGCUCGAAUAUGGUUGACGAGGAUUCUGUUUCGAGGGAGAGGGUCGAAAGUUUCCCAGCCGAACAGGAUUGCACCAAUUCUCCACUUGCAUUCCUAAACUCUACAACAACAUUGAUCUCAAAUGGAUCAUCCGGAGAAAAUAGUGAGCUUUGUGUGUUGGGUAAUUCUGCAGAUGAAACUGUAAGAGAGAGAGACGCUAAGAUAUUACAGGAUGGAGCAUUUUACUCUUACCAGAACACAGAAGGCUGUCAUCAGACGAAUCGCCUGAGUUCAGAAUCCGGUUUUAUUCAGAAUCCAAAAGCUGCCGAAUUCCUUGCUCCAGAAUUGUGGCAAAGGGACCAUUUCAAUUCUCACCGAAUGGCUGACUCAGACAAAGGAAUAGAGAGGGAAACGCAGAAUGGAGUUACCUACCCUGGAGAAGAUAUCUCUGGGGAGCGGAGCUUGGUUUUGCAGAUAUUCCAGGUCCAACGGCAAAGUCAAGCUAAGCUAUCUAUGCUGUGCAAGUUUCCGAUGACAUCUGCAAUGGAGCGGAAGUCCACGGUCACUAUACUGCAACCUGGAAUGGUCCUACUGCGGAGUUGGCUCUCUUUGGACAUUCAACAGAGACUUGUUAAUGAAAGUCAAAGUGCUGCCCACUUGUUCAAGCGACCUACAACAGCUAGUGGGGGCAAGUAUCAUCUUUGGCAGAUGGCCUUCGGCUGUUCGUGGGAUUCAAAAACAAGACGCUACGCUGCACCAGAGCGGGGUCUGCGGUUUCCAGUCUGGAUGUACGACCUUGGAAGAGAGCUUGCAUUUGAUGCACAGAAACACACCCCUGUCUAUGCUCAAGGUUCAAACUUUGAACCUGAUGUAGCACUUGUGAACUUCUAUCCUGCCAAAGAUGAAGAGCUUGGGGUGGUGGGACUGGGGGGUCACCAAGAUCUGGAUGAUUACUGUGACAUGCCUGUGGUCAGUGUCAGUGUGGGAGACAGCAUGACAUUUUUCUACAGGCGGUUCCCGCCUCAAAGUCGACGUAAAUCUGGAGUUCAGAUUAUCGUUGAUGAAUAUGCUGCACAAUGUUGCAAGGAUGGUGAUACAGCUCAUAACAGUGAGAAGAAGAUUAUCUUAGCGAGUGGAGAUGUGUUGGUUUUUGGCGGAGAAUCGAGGCUGGUGUAUCAUGGAACACGCUGUGUUCAACCUGGCACAAGGCCGCCAGGCUUGCACAUGGCACCCGGUCGUUUGAAUUUCACAUUUCGACAAUGCAAUGCACCCAUGGCCUAAUUACUGCUGUCACUCAUGCUUUGAUUGCAGAGCACACACACACAGGACUAGGAAAAUAUUGUAUAUAUGCAAACGCUUCCUUUCAUUUGAAGCUAGGUGUUAGUCUCACAUCAUACACAUACACAUUGAGCAUUCUUCAGUGUUUUAAUCUGUGAGGUUUGAAAUCCAGUUUCGUAAGAUUAGCAACUGGGGAUCCUUUGAGGAGAACAAGUCAGCAUCUCAACCUUCUAUAGAUUACCAAGUUCUGGCAGAGAAGUUUAGACUUUGGUUCGAUCCAGAAUCUCUAAUUCGAUCGAACUAAGUUAAGACUAAAGUUCUAUCCAAUUCAGCUGGAAUGUAUGCGUGCAUUAUUAGUUUUCACUCUUGUAACAGUUUCAUACCAGAAAUAUCACACAUCAACUAUUUUCUGGACUUGAA